This is a messenger RNA of Scophthalmus maximus (turbot), 4893 nucleotides long. Its product is annotated as dynamin-3. The transcript has 21 exons. NCBI's taxonomy places the organism in Eukaryota, Metazoa, Chordata, Actinopteri, Pleuronectiformes, Scophthalmidae. Gene Ontology annotation, molecular function: GTPase activity; microtubule binding; GTP binding. Gene Ontology annotation, cellular component: microtubule; cytoplasm; membrane. The record is from RefSeq and is a predicted model, not a curated record. The coding region runs from base 525 to 3029 and encodes 834 amino acids.
ACACCGCGGAAAGGGACGAGAAUAGUAGUUGGCGGGGGGGGAGACGAAAAAAAAGAAAAAAAGAUUAAUCUGUCAAAGGCAAAAUUUGUGUUCGAGAUGAGCGCGCUCUGACGUCCGUCGGAGAGUAGACGAGGCGACGCAGGCGGGCGAGCUGCGGCGGAUGCUCGGGGGAUUCUGGCGAGCGGAGCAGGUGGCGCUUGUGUAAUCGUCCGGAGGUCUCGUCGCUCGUCUCCGCCGCCCGAUCUGCGCGCGUCGUUUCAGCACUUGGACAGCGACCGGGACCUGUCGGGCCGCCGAGGAACACCGAGGGCAUCCUGAGGCGGGUCGGUCCGACCAUCGCUUGGCUCGGGGCAAUGCGCGGCUAGAUGACUUCACUACAUCAACAAGCAGCGCGGUAUCCCGGACUAAUAUAGCAGCGGCACACCCCCCCACCCCACCCCACCCCCACCCCCCUCCUCUCUCGUCUCUCGUCUCUCUCUCUCUGUCCAUUCGCUGAUCCCGAGUCCCUUCCGACUAGAGGCACCAUGGGAAACCGUGGCAUGGAGGAGCUGAUCCCGCUGGUCAACAAGCUGCAGGAUGCCUUCAGCUCCAUCGGCCAGGCGUGCAACCUGGACCUGCCGCAGAUCGCGGUGGUCGGCGGCCAGAGCGCAGGGAAGAGCUCCGUGCUGGAGAACUUUGUGGGCAGGGACUUUCUACCCCGUGGAUCCGGUAUUGUUACCCGCAGGCCCCUGGUUCUGCAGCUUAUCAGUGCCACUGCAGAAUGGGCCGAGUUCCUCCACUGCAAAGGGAAGAAGUUCACAGACUUCGAUGAGGUUCGCCAGGAGAUCGAGGCGGAGACAGAUCGUGUCACUGGGGCCAACAAAGGCAUUUCUCCCGUCCCGAUCAACCUGCGGGUUUACUCCCCGAACGUACUGAACCUGACUCUCAUCGACCUGCCGGGCAUCACUAAGGUGCCGAUCGGAGACCAGCCCGCCGACAUCGAGCAGCAGAUCAGGGAAAUGAUCAUGCAAUUCAUCACCAGAGAGAGCUGCUUGAUCCUGGCCGUCACUCCGGCUAACAGUGACCUGGCCAACUCUGACGCCCUGAAACUGUCGAAGGAGGUCGACCCCCAGGGACUGAGGACUAUUGGAGUGAUCACCAAACUGGAUUUGAUGGAUGAGGGCACAGAUGCCCGAGAUGUGCUGGAGAACAAGCUGCUGCCACUGCGAAGAGGCUACAUUGGAGUGGUGAACCGCAGCCAGAAAGACAUUGACGGGAGGAAAGACAUCAAGGCGGCUUUGGAGGCCGAGAGGAAGUUCUUCUUGUCCCACCCAGGUUAUAGGCACCUGGCUGAGAAAAUGGGAACCCCACGGCUGCAGAAAGUGCUCAACCAGCAACUGACCAACCACAUCCGGGACACGCUGCCAGCGUUCCGCAGCAAGCUGCAGUCCCAGCUGUUGGCUCUGGACAAGGAGGCCGAGGAAUACCGGGGAUACCGACCCGAUGACCCGUCUCGCAAAACCAAGCAGCUGUUGCAGAUGGUGCAGCAGUUCUCCGUGGACUUUGACAAGAGGAUUGAGGGAUCAGGGGACCAGGUGGACACAGUGGAGCUGUCUGGUGGAGCAAAGAUCAACCGCAUUUUCCAUGAGCGUUUCCCCUUCGAACUGGUCAAGAUGGAGUGUGAUGAAAAGGAGAUGCGACGUGAGAUUAGUUACGCCAUCAAGAACAUCCAUGGUAUCAGGACCGGACUCUUCACCCCCGACAUGGCGUUCGAGGCCAUUGUGAAGAAGCAGGUCAUAAAGCUGAAGGAGCCCUGUGUCAAGUGUGUGGACAUGGUCAUCCAGGAGCUGAUUAACACCGUGCGCCAGUGCUCCAACAAGCUGGAAUGCUUUCCGAUGCUGCGCGAGGAAACCGAGAGGAUUGUGACCUCUCAUAUCCGAGACAGAGAGAGCCGGGCCAAGGACCAGGUCCUGCUGCUAAUUGACAUCCAGCUCUCUUACAUCAACACAAACCACGAGGACUUCAUUGGCUUUGCUAAUGCGCAGCAGAGGAGCAGUCAGUCAGUCAAGAGCCAGAGUUCGGCAGGAAAUCAGGUCAUUCGCAAAGGCUGGUUGACCAUCAACAACAUCAGCAUCAUGAAGGGAGGAGCCAAAGAGUACUGGUUUGUGCUGACUGCAGAGAGCCUCUCCUGGUUCAAGGAUGACGAGGAGAAGGAGAAGAAGUACAUGCUCCCCCUGGACAACCUGAAGGUCCGCGACGUGGAGAAGAGUUUCAUGUCCAGCAAGCACAUAUUCUGCAUUUUCAACACGGAGUCGAGGAAUGUGUACAAGGACAAUCGCACCUUGGAGUUGGCCUGCGACGCUCAGGAUGAUGUGGACAGCUGGAAAUCUUCUCUCCUUCGUGCUGGAGUCUAUCCUGAGAAGACCAUUACGGUUGAGAGUGAGACCACCACAGCCACAGAUAACUUCUCCAUGGACCCUCAGCUGGAGCGUAAAGUGGAGACCAUUCGUAACCUGGUGGACUCCUACAUGGCUAUUGUCAACAAGUGCAUCCGGGACCUCAUGCCGAAGACCAUUAUGCAUCUCAUGAUCAGCAAUGUGAAGGACUUCAUCAAUGCAGAGCUGUUGGCCCAGCUGUACUCUGCAGGGGACCAGAAUGCCCUGAUGGAUGAGUCCCAGGAGCAGGCCCAGAGGAGGGACGAGGUGCUGAGGACCCACCAGGCCCUGAAGGAGGCCCUGGCAAUCAUUGGCGACAUCUCCACCUCCACCUUCACCGUCCCCAUGCCUCCGCCUGUCGACACAUCCUGGGUGGGAGGAACCAGCGGUGGUCGCAGGUCUCCUCCAGCCAGUCCCACUGCCCCCAGGAGGAUGUCUUCAGGCCAGCGCCCGGCUCCCCGAGGGGCCCCGCCACCACCAAAUCGCCCAGGACCCCUGGGCCCUUUCAAUAACACUGCUGACAGCCCUCAGGCUCCCAGCCGCCCGAACAGGGCACCUCCUAGCAUCCCCAACCGGCGGCCCCCUCCAUCUCCUACACGACAAGCCCCACCAUAAUCAUCCAAAGAGGGUUCCUCGCCGUCCUGCAUCCACCUCACCCCUCCUCCCUUAGCCAUAGUCCUGCUGUCCCCGUCCUCUCCUUAGUGCAGACACAGACGUCUUUGACCCCCUUGACCCCCCCGAUUUCCUGCCAAGUGACGGUGUCCAUAUAUCUAUGUACAGUUAUGGUACUUGUCUUGUGGUGUAUGUAUACGUGCGCUCGUUCCUCGCCUGUGGUCCAGGUUUGCUUAGCAGAUCCACUACCUACCCGCCAGUCCCUGGGACCUCUCCACUCCCACCGACCCCUUCACCCGGUCAGCCACCAUCCCCACUUGCUGCUUCUUCAUAAAAAUAUGCCCAGCAGUCGUACUGCCCUACUCAUUCCAAGAUGCAGCAUGGCACAUAAGCUGCUUUUAUUGCAUGGGAAUGUAUGUGUGUGUGUGUGUGUGUGUGUGUCUGCGUGUGCGUGUGCGUGUGUGUGUGUGUAACCAGGGGAGGGAUUAAUUUGCCUAUAUGUAGGCCGAGUUUGAUUUAGUAUUGUAUUAAUUUAUUGUAUAUUACCCCUCUACGGUAAGUGUUAAUUAUCAGCUUAAUGUUCUCUUAGGGACAGAUGUUGUAUCUUAGUAUGUGUGUGUGUGUGUGUGUGUGUGUGUGUGUGUGUGUGUGUGUGUGUGUGUGUGUGUGUGUGUGUGUGUGUGUGUGUGUGUGUUUGUGUGUGUGUGUGUGUGUGUGUGUGUGUGUGUGUGUGUGUGUGUGUGUGUAAGUAAGUGAGUGAGUGUUGUGCGCGAGUCAUCUUGUGUGUACAUGUGUGCGAGUGCGUGAGGACGUGUGUGCAUGUGCUGUCCGUCUGCACGUUUGUUGGCGUUUCAGUUGUACUUGUUUUCAUGGUCAAAGCUGUUAAUAAUGAAUCAUAAAAACCCCGUCCGGGGGUUAAAUUUAAUGUUGGACUUUUGUGAGUUGUUCCUGUGUUGUUGUAGUAGCAGCCAUACACACUUAGCAAGGCUGAGGAGCACCUUCAGUAUUCUCUCUCUAUGGAAAAACACAGCCUCAAUAAUGCAUUUAACCUUGUCAUACAGUAGGUAUCCACCUGUGCUGUAUCAAUGGUCAACGUGUGACCCAUGCAACCGUACGCUCUGAUCCAGACGCUGACUGCUGACGUUGAACUUGCCACUUCAAAUUUUUAAAAAAAACAACAGCAGCUGUUGCGACCUACGUGGCAAAACACAAGAUCCACCACAAAUGAACAAAGAACAUUCAUUACAGGUUUUCCAUUUAGCCUUUUUCUCAGGUCUGAAACAUGCAAACUCCAUGUGCAUCACAAACAUCCAAUCUGUCUCUUUCCUCAACUUUUCUCAACACCCCCCCCCCCCCCCCCCCCCCCCACUACUCCAAAACCAUCAAAGCCAGACAGUCAGUCAGUCAGUCAGCCAGCAUGUGCAUCAGAGCUUAAGGUGGUGUUGUCAUUGUUCAAGUGCUUCUCUGUCCGGUUGUUAUUGUGUAUUUGGACCCAAAUUGUGUUCUGAUGUGUAUAGGUAAUGAUAAGGACAUACUGUACCUGUGGACUAAGACGACCUCAUCCAGGAUCCUACCGCUUUAAUCGUUCUGUCUCUAUUCACUAAAUACUCUCUUUUCUCUUUAGACUGCCUUACCGGCAUGAAUUACAAUUCUGUAUUGCCAAAGCUAAAUGUAGAAAGAGAAUCGUGAAGUUGAAAAAUAAAAAAAAUAAAUGAUGCUCGAGACUGACACACGGUAAUGGUUCCAGGUGUAGUGAGAUGCAGUUGUUUAGAAGAGGGCAUAAUGUUAAACAGGGGAAUUGCAUCAGUUGUUAUUUUUUGUGUCUCUGUAUCGCUCCUCAAUAAACUUCUUCCUCAUAAUGUCACAA